UCUUACAAAAGAGAGAACGAAAGGAUGACAGUGGAAUCAGCACUAAAUGCCUAGAGCUUUUUCCCCCCACUUUACGGGCAGCCUCCUCACCUCCCUGUAAUCCAUAUUUAGAUGGCUAACGCAAAGCUCUCCAAUCCAUUUAUAACUAUCCCAACCCCAUUUCCAUGGUUUCCACAGCUCUUUGGCAUCAAGUUGGAGCUGUCUUCAAAGUAACAACCAAAACUCCAAGAGAAGGUGCUCCAUUUCAUGGAGCUAUCAAAGAGCAGCCUAGGACUUCUCCACCUCCUGUCCUUUAUCUCCAUUGCUACCACCUUCUUAACUCAAUGUGUGGAAGCAGAAGGCUUAGGGCAACACGAGAGCUCACUGAUUAAAUCAUCGAGGAAGCCGAGGCGAGCAUUGCACUUCGAGUUGUACUCAUCUUCGGAUCCCUACUCCUCCGCUGUGAUCUAUCCUCCUUUUUGUGUCAACCCUCCUCUCACUCCUCUGCCACCUUCUACUCCCAUACCAACCCCUACAAUCCCCAUGCAAUCUCCACCUCCACCCUCCCGAUACUACUCUCCACCUCCACCCUCCGGAUACUACUCUCCACCAUUUCUCACUCCAUAUCCACCAGAAACAGUGCCCGGCCCACCAACUUACGUCCCAGGUCCACCUUUGUACGGGUUUCCAAGCCCACCAGAGUUCGCCCCAAGCCCAACUCCUACGGUCCCCAUGCAAUCUCCACCAGGUCCACCACCACCUCCUGUAUACUCCUCUCCGCCAAUUCUCCCUCCAUGUCCACCGGAAACGGCACCCGGCCCGUCAACUUACGUGCCAGGCCCACCUUCAUACGGGCUCCCAAGGCCACCAGAGUUUGCCCCAGGCCCAACUCCAAUGGUCCCCAUGCAAUCUCCACCUCCACCACCACUACCUCCUGUAUACUCCUCUCCACCAAUUCUCCCUCCAUAUCCGCCAGAAACGGUGCCCGGCCCGCCAACUUGCGUGCCAGGCCCACCUUCGUACGGGCUCAGCCCACCAACUUAUUUUCCAAGCCCACCGGCGUUCGUUCCCGGUCCACCACUGUUCGAACCACCAGUCGUAUACCCGCCGCCUUUGGCGCCGCCGACGGCGGGAAGGACAUUGCCGGGCCUUUGGUGUAUCGCGAAGCCCACGGUGCCGGACCCGAUCAUCCAAGAGGCCUUGAACUAUGCAUGCGGGUCGGGGGCCGACUGCGACUCCAUCCUGCCCGGCGGUGAAUGCUACCAACCGGUUACGUUACUGGCCCAUGCUUCUUAUGCAUUCAAUAGCUAUUGGCAGCGGACAAAGGUGGCCGGAGGGACGUGUGAUUUUGGUGGGACGGCGAUUUUGAUCACCAUUGAUCCAAGCUAUGAUGGGUGUCGUUUCAGCCUCAUGUGAAGACAUAAAUAUUGCACAGCAAUCAAUUGGUCAUUUAAGGCAAAAAUAACAUUUGAGACCAAAAUAAGCGUGGCUCCGCCCCAAAAAUCUGAAGUUUUUAAUAUAUAGGACUUUAGAGCCAUUUAAAUUUUGCACUUAGUGCUUAUUGUGUCCCAUGUUUUGGUUCUUACAUUAAGUUUUGGUAGUAAUAAGCCAAUGAAGCUACUGAUUU
Phoenix dactylifera (date palm) is the source of this 1606-nucleotide messenger RNA. RefSeq lists its product as uncharacterized. The record is from RefSeq and is a predicted model, not a curated record. NCBI's taxonomy places the organism in Eukaryota, Viridiplantae, Streptophyta, Magnoliopsida, Arecales, Arecaceae.